AUGUCAAGUGAAACAAUGGUAUGGACUGAUGCAAUGCGUGAAAUAUUAAUAAAAUCGGUGCAGCGUCAAGAGUGCAUUUGGAAUUUCUCUAAUGUCGAUUAUCGGAAUGCAACCAAAAAACGACAGAUAUUUUGGGAAAUUGCACAAGAAAUGUCCGAAAUGUUUGGUUUAGCUCUCAAAGGUACUCAUACAAGUCGUCAGUGGCAGCAUUUACGAGAUCAGUACAGAAGAGCUAAGAGACGGAUGGAAUUGUCUACUGUUCAAAUAAAACCGUGGCGCUUUAUGCACAUGUUGAAAUUUACUGAUGCUACAGACUUGGCGGAAGCAAAUGAUCCAAUGUAA
Messenger RNA from Thelazia callipaeda (thelaziosis nematode), 342 nucleotides. The record is from the annotation of a GenBank genome assembly. NCBI's taxonomy places the organism in Eukaryota, Metazoa, Nematoda, Chromadorea, Rhabditida, Thelaziidae.